AUGAGAAAUGGAAAUAAACCUGAAAAAUGUGUUGGAAAAUACGAAAAGGCUGCACCAGGAACUCCCGAUGAUUACGUAAACCUUUAUGAAAAAUGCUGGAUUCAUGAACCUGAGCAAAGACCAAAUAUUAAAGAAGUAUUAAAAGUAUUAAAGGAUUUAUCGAAGACGAUGGGUUUUGAAAAUUGUAUAAAUGAAGGAAUUGUACCUAAAGCUGUAAACAAUUAUUCGCAAAAAAAUACUUUAGAAUCAUUGAUGGUUAAAUAG
Messenger RNA from Funneliformis geosporum, 264 nucleotides. Lineage: Eukaryota; Fungi; Glomeromycota; Glomeromycetes; Glomerales; Glomeraceae. The record is from the annotation of a GenBank genome assembly.